AAAAAGAUGUUACCUAAAGUGAUGAUAUGAUAUGAUAGGAUUGGAGUGAAAACGCCAUAGUUGCUUGUCACCAAACAAGAUAAAGAUUGGUGAGAAGUUCAAAAAUGGGUCUCGCAAAAAUCAAUAGCCACGUAAACAAAUCUGAAUAACUAAAUACGUGGUAUAACCUCUUUGGGCCUCCCUUCAAAUACACUCUUAAUUAACUCCCUUUAAAGCCAAGAUAACUCCACCCCACCACCCCAAUAUUAUUCAAAUAUAUUCCAAAUAUCUCCAAAAUUUUAAAAAAUAAAAAUAAAAAUAAAAAAUAAAAAAUCCCCCGAAUUCUUAAACCCCAAUUCACUCCUCAUUCAUUUCAUCCCAAAAUUCUACUCCCACUUUCUCUCUCCUCAAAAUCAAAUUCAUUCAUCUAUGGCGAUUUCAGACGCCGUUGUAGGAAAUCUGAUGACGAUAUACUUAGCCUUAAUAGCGGCGAUUAAGGCGUACGGCCUUAUGAUGGGGCAGAGCUUCACCGGAAUAUUCGUACUGGCGGUGUCGACGGCGGUGGUGGGGUUGGUUUUACUGACGACGCUGACGUGGGAUGUCUCACGGAAAGCAGUUUCACGAGUCGAUGUUCACGGCGGCGGAGGCGGCGGCGCUGAGAUUUGUCGCGGCGGCAUUUGUUGGCAUGGUGUUGCCGUCAAAUCUCCGGUGUCGCAGGUCUGGUUUCGAAUCCCUCAACAUCAUCAUCAACCCUUUGUGCCUCCCAUGUAAAUUAAUUAGUAAUUUAGAAUAUUAUUUUUGUCUUUUUUUUAUUUUAAUAUAAAGUACUGUAAUUAACAUUGUUUAUAAUUAUAUACAUGUAUUUAUACGGUGCGCUUCUAGAAUCUCACUUGAAAUGUCAUCUUUUGUUCAUCGUUGUACGGCUGGAUUUGUAGAUUUUCUUCUUUUUUUUUUUUUUUUUUUUUUUUUUUUUUUUUUUUUUUGUGGGUGGGGUUAAUUUCAAUUUUAUUUUUGUUUUGGAAAUUUGAAUUUAGGUGGAGUUUGAGAAUCACGGAUGUAAUGUAAGUAAAGUUAGUUGAAUCAAUUUUGUAUUUUUAUUUAUAUAAUUUUAUAGUAAAUUAUGGAUAUUUUUGUAUAUUGAUGAAUCUUUGUUUUUUGUCUUUUAUUGUAAAAUAA
Chenopodium quinoa (quinoa) is the source of this 1155-nucleotide messenger RNA. RefSeq lists its product as uncharacterized. The coding region runs from base 409 to 750 and encodes 113 amino acids. Lineage: Eukaryota; Viridiplantae; Streptophyta; Magnoliopsida; Caryophyllales; Amaranthaceae. The record is from RefSeq and is a predicted model, not a curated record. The transcript has a single exon.